UGAAUAUGGACUAUCCGGGCGCGAGUCAAGACAUGCUUUUCCAAUCUGAUUACAUACAUAAACAUCGUGGACACUGCAUGGGAUGCAGUGACACUGCAGGGACUGUAUGCAAAUCCGCUCUCACCGCAUCAUGCAGCGAUACCCUGUGCGAUGAGAGACAAUUAGUCACUCGAUAUCGGUUGGAGGAGGCCGCUAACUCAGGCAGCAAAAUCCCGGAUCUUAGUAUACAUAUCGGGUCCAUUGGUACUGGGAACGCCGUCAUAAAGUCAGCUCGGCAUAGAGAUCAGCAUGCACAAUCAGAGGGUAUCAUUGCUUUUGAGAUGGAGGGGGUUGGUGUUUGGGACAAAUUUAACUGCCUUGUCAUCAAAGGCGUUUGUGACUAUGCAGAUAGCCAUAAAAGCAAGGUCUGGCAGGAUUAUGCGGCUGCUUCUGCCGCCGCGGUUGCAAAAGAGGUUUUGAAGCAAUAUGUGAUGCCACAAAAGCUGCCACAGAAAACGAUUCCCAACGACUCGGUUCGGGAGCUCUUUUCCCCCUCCAGACAAGACAGUUUCCGAGAUGUUCACAGUUUUCAUAUGUUGACACCAAGAUAUUCCUUUGAUAGUGCUAUCAAUGAUCUUGAGGAACACUCUGUAAAAGAUCCGUAUAACAGACACGCUCAGCAACGAAUUUUAGCCAGUCUCCAGUUUCCCCAAAUGCAAGAACGCGCACAGAAGAUUGAAGCAGCCCACGAGCAAACAUAUGAGUGGGUUCUACGAUCCCAGGACAAAAAUGUGCACACGUGGGAUGACCUGGUCACAUGGCUGUCGUCGAGCACCGAAACAAGAUGGAUUUACUGGAUAUCCGGUAAACCUGGGUCCGGGAAGUCUACUCUAAUGAAGUUUUUGGGAGAGAGGCUUGAUGUCCAAGAACACAUGCUCCCAUGGGCUCAGGGCUGCUCUGUAAUCCGGGCGUCUUACUUCUCUUGGAGCCCGGGGAAUGUACUACAAAAAUCUUUGGAAGGUCUUCUGCGUUCUUUGUUGUUGCAAAUUCUUAAACAGAAACCGGGUCUGAUGUCAGAGGUAAUUGAUGAUAUGAGAUGGAGCGCCGCGCAAAUGCCUUCAACCACGCUAGCUGAUUGGAACAACUUGGAACUAUUUUCUUCUCUUCAAAGGUGCAUUUUUAGUCUACAGAAUGUCUUCAUCAGAGUUCUGUUCUUUGUUGAUGGGCUCGACGUAGUAAUGGCGGCAAUCAUGCCAUAUCUCAUCCAUGGCACAGAGAACAGCGUUGGUUUCGCGGGGUAGCGCACAUAUUAUCGCUAUUUCGAAGCCAUCACGGCUCAGCGGACGGUAUUGAGAGUUGUUCAUAGCAGUAAGCGUAGGCUCGGGGAAUCUAUCCCAUAUAUUCAAGGAACUGGGUAUAUCCAUAAGGUUGAAUUGUGUUGACAGCUUAUCACUUUCCAAGCAACAGGUCGUGACUUAAUCUCGUGCCGAACAUGUGUUGCUGCAGCAAGCGGGAAGAGUAAAAGAAGACUACUUAUUG
Paecilomyces variotii is the source of this 1518-nucleotide messenger RNA. RefSeq lists its product as hypothetical. Gene Ontology annotation, molecular function: catalytic activity. The coding region runs from base 6 to 1280 and encodes 424 amino acids. The transcript is spliced from 2 exons. Gene Ontology annotation, biological process: nucleoside metabolic process. NCBI's taxonomy places the organism in Eukaryota, Fungi, Ascomycota, Eurotiomycetes, Eurotiales, Thermoascaceae. The record is from RefSeq and is a predicted model, not a curated record.